UGACGUGUAUGUAUAUAUGUAUAUUACUCGGAGAAUUAAACUUCAUGUGUCUGAUGGCUUGAGUCCAUAUAAUAAUCUCGAGACAACCCCAUGGAUAUUAACCGGUGGGAAAAUACAGCAGAAGUGAAUUUAGAAGAUUCUCCUUUCGCCUUUUGAAGGAUAAACACUGAAUCAAAAUUUAGCGCUGGAUGGGUUUUUAUUUUCUUGUUCACUCUUGUGGUUUUCUGAUGUCAAGUGCCUCACAGCCACAUCACGCGGUGUGAAACAUCCUCCUCCGUGUGCCUCCGUUUUUCUGGAUUGUAUUGUGACACCUGUGACUUCGUAAGUGUGUAUUUUUUUUCCUUCAGUCUGAAAGCUGAGGUGUUUCUCCUGGACUGAUGGCGUCUUCUGCACCUUCUUCCUCGGCUGCUGAUAUGGACCCAAACACGGCUAAUUUACGACAAUCUGCCACAAGUUUCCUGCAGAAGAACAACAGUCUGGAUGAGAAGAGUCGGAUGGUGGGCGCCUUCAAGGAGAGCGCAAAGAACCAGAUGUGUGACAACAGCGAGCGCUUCACGCGCGCAGAGACAGACUUCUCCAACCUGUUCGCUCGAGAUCUGCUGCCUGCUAAAAAUGGCGAGGAGCCCACAAUCCAGUUUCUUCUUGAGGUUGUGGAGAUCCUCACCAAUUAUGUGCGCAAGACCUUUGACAGAUCCACCAAAGUGCUGGACUUCCAUCACCCUCACCAGCUCCUGGAGGGGAUGGAGGGCUUCAACCUGGAGCUGUCUGACCAACCAGAGUCGCUGGAGCAGAUCCUGGUGGACUGCAGAGACACGCUCAAGUAUGGAGUCAGAACAGGUCAUCCUAGAUUCUUCAAUCAGCUUUCAUCUGGUCUGGAUAUCAUCGGUCUGGCUGGAGAAUGGCUCACCUCUACUGCCAACACUAACAUGUUCACAUAUGAAAUCGCUCCUGUGUUUGUUCUGAUGGAGCAACUGACCCUCAAGAAGAUGAGAGAGAUCAUUGGCUGGCCUAAUGGUGAUGGCGAUGGACUCUUCUCCCCAGGUGGUGCCAUAUCAAACAUGUACAGUGUGAUGGUUGCACGGUACAAGUAUUUCCCUGAAGUCAAAACCAAAGGCAUGUCUGCAGCACCACGACUCGUGCUUUUCACUUCUGAACAUAGUCAUUAUUCAAUCAAAAAGGCAGGAGCAGUACUGGGAUUUGGCAAAGAAAACGUAAUUCUUCUGAAGACAGAUGAGAGGGGGCGUGUCAUACCUGCUGACUUAGAGGCCAAGAUCAUUGAUGCCAAACAGAAGGGUUACGUGCCACUGUUUGUGAAUGCAACGGCUGGUACCACAGUAUAUGGAGCAUUCGAUCCCAUCAAUGACAUUGCAGACAUCUGUGAGAAGUACAACCUGUGGUUACAUGUGGAUGGUGCAUGGGGCGGAGGACUGUUGAUGUCCAGGAAACACCGUCACAAGCUAAGCGGCAUUGAGAGAGCAAACUCAGUCACAUGGAACCCUCAUAAGAUGAUGGGUGUACCAUUGCAAUGUUCAGCCAUCCUGGUUAGAGAGAAGGGCAUUCUGCAGGGCUGCAACUCCAUGUGCGCUGGAUACCUCUUCCAACCAGACAAACAGUACGAUGUGAACUACGACACCGGCGACAAGGCCAUCCAGUGUGGCAGACAUGUAGACAUCUUCAAAUUCUGGCUCAUGUGGAAGGCCAAGGGCACAACUGGGUUUGAGCAGCACAUUGACAGAUGUCUGGAGAUUUCUGAAUAUCUCUACAACAAAAUCAAGAACCGUGAGGGAUAUGAAAUGGUCUUUGAGGGCCAGCCCCAGCACUCAAAUGUUUGCUUCUGGUAUAUUCCACCAAGCUUGCGUGGCAUGCCAGAUGGAGACGAAAGAAGGGAGAAACUACACAGGGUGGCACCGAAGAUCAAAGCAAUGAUGAUGGAGUGCGGCACAACCAUGGUAGGAUACCAGCCACAAGGAGACAAGGUCAACUUCUUCCGAAUGGUUGUCUCCAAUCACGCCGUCACCAAGUCCGACAUCGAUUUCCUCAUCGAUGAGAUCGAGAGGCUGGGUCACGACGUUUAAGAGCAGAGAACUGCAGCUCUGUACACUAACGAGGCUCAGGCAUCUCGACAGGACGGUCGCACGGUCUACACAUUCAAUGGCUGUGUUUCGACAUCGUAUUGUGGUCCAAUAUGUUCUGUCCUUUUUCUCAAUGUGUUUAGAUCUUUAACUUACAGAUCACGUAGCCUGUAUAGCUACACAGUCACCUUAUAACACAGUUUAAAUCCAUUGGGAUCAUGUCGGUGCUUGUGUUUGUAAAUACAAUAUAAAGACAAGCAAAGACGCACCACCCUUUUAAUGCAGCUCGAACCCCUUUCUGUGUAGUAGUGGGGUCUGUGUGUAAACCAGUGGUUGAUCUGUAUUUUAGUGUUGUGUUUCCUAAACUUACCUUGUAGUAGGUCAUGUAAAGUGUUUAAUCAACACCUUUGUGAGGUGAAACGUUCAGUUUUCAGUUUGAAAUGUAAUGAUAUAAAUCUAUAAACAAAUACUUUAUUUAUAUUGUGAGCCAACGGUGUUUAAAAGGUAUUUCUCCCAUUUGUAACAGUUCUUCAUUUGUAUUUUAAGACAAGUUAUAUAUAAUCAAACAAGUUUAGGCUAAUGUUCUUGGUCCAGUAGUGUACUUGUGAGCCAAAGACAGAACUAGUGCCAUACAAUUUACAAUAUACUCAAUAUCCUUUGAAAUAAGCAAGCGUAUAAAUGAUAGUAUGAAUCUAUAGACAUUUAUAUAAAUAUGAAUAUAUUGUAUAUGUUUGUCGUUCAGGCCCUUAACUCUGUGCAAUCAGUGUGUUAGUGUUAUAAUGUUACCGUGUGCAUCUUUGACUGAAUGUUAUAAGCAAUCCUAUCAAUUAUCUGAAGGUAGUUAGUUACCAGAUGUAUAUUACUAAUUAUUGAUAUUCAACUCAGGCGAUUAUAGCAUCAUAUUUAAAAAAA
Sinocyclocheilus anshuiensis is the source of this 2984-nucleotide messenger RNA. Its product is annotated as glutamate decarboxylase 1-like. Bases 378 to 2075 code for a protein of 565 amino acids. NCBI's taxonomy places the organism in Eukaryota, Metazoa, Chordata, Actinopteri, Cypriniformes, Cyprinidae. The record is from RefSeq and is a predicted model, not a curated record. Gene Ontology annotation, cellular component: presynaptic active zone; cytoplasm. Gene Ontology annotation, biological process: GABA biosynthetic process. Gene Ontology annotation, molecular function: glutamate decarboxylase activity; pyridoxal phosphate binding. The transcript has 16 exons.